AUGCCAGGAAUGGUCAGUAAAAACCCAGACCUCGAGUUCGACUCUUUGCAGCCCUGUUUCUACCCGGACGAAGAUGAUUUUUAUUUGUGCGGGCCGGACUCCGCUCCCCCCGGGGAGGACAUCUGGAAAAAGUUUGAGCUGCUGCCCACCCCUCCCCUGUCUCCCAGCCGGGCCGGGCUCCAGGAGCACCCCCCGGGGGGGGCCCCGGAAGAUGAGGAGGAAGAGGAUGAAGAAGAAGAAAUUGAUGUUGUGACAGUGGAGAAAAGACGCUCCGCCUCCAACAAGGCUGUUACCACCCUUACUAUUACAGUGCGUCCUAAAAAUACCACUUUUCCAUCAGUCAGGACACAGCAGAAUGAACUGAUUUUAAAGCGUUGUGCACCAAUUCACCAGCAGCAUAAUUAUGCCGCUCCUUCUCCAUACAUGGAGAGUGAAGAUGCUCCACCGCAAAAGAAGUUAAAAACCGAGGUGCCCCGUCCAGUAAAACCCCCGAUCCAACCAAAGUCUAAGAGUUCAAGUCCUCGAAACUCUGAUUCGGAGGAUAGUGAACGUCGACGCAACCAUAAUAUCCUAGAGCGUCAACGGCGUAAUGAUCUACGGUCAAGUUUCCUCACAUUAAGGGACCAUGUUCCAGAACUGGUAAAAAAUGAGAAAGCUGCAAAAGUUGUGAUCUUGAAAAAAGCCACUGAAUAUGUUCAUUCCCUUCAGGCAGAGGAGCAGAAGUUGUUGCUAGAAAAGGAAAAAUUGCAAGCCAGACAACAACAAUUGCUAAAGAAAAUAGAAUACAAGCGGACUUGCUAA
This is a messenger RNA of Pygoscelis adeliae (Adelie penguin), 801 nucleotides long. It is a transcript of the gene MYCN, whose product is annotated as v-myc avian myelocytomatosis viral oncogene neuroblastoma derived homolog. Gene Ontology annotation, molecular function: RNA polymerase II cis-regulatory region sequence-specific DNA binding; protein dimerization activity; DNA-binding transcription factor activity, RNA polymerase II-specific. The transcript is spliced from 2 exons. NCBI's taxonomy places the organism in Eukaryota, Metazoa, Chordata, Aves, Sphenisciformes, Spheniscidae. The record is from RefSeq and is a predicted model, not a curated record. Bases 1 to 801 code for a protein of 266 amino acids. Gene Ontology annotation, biological process: regulation of transcription by RNA polymerase II.